AUGUCGUCGUCGUGGGAAGUGCUGGAGACCGACCCCGAUCUCCUUGACAAGUUGAGUCAAAAUUUACUGAGUGUUGAAGAUCUCGCCAAGUCUCUGGAGCAGAGAGGCUUACUUCGGAGCAAUGUCAUAGAUGGCGCCGGGGCUAUCUGUGGAAAGUAUACCAUUCGGCAACUAAUCGAAGAGAUCGUGACCAAAGAUGAAGAUUCAUAUCGUCGCUUCAAACGGACCCUCAUAGAGAACGGAGAGUACGACGCGGUGGAGCUCCUCCCAAAUGUCUUCGUCCUAGAUUCCCAGGAUGAUGUCCCGUCUGCGAGAGCCAACGAAACAGCACAGUCCCUUUCGUGCACCUUAGAUCCUACUCCUGAUCCACUCCCUCUCCGAAGCAUCGGAUCCCCGUUCUCGCCAGAGAACUCCUCCAUAUUACCGUGGAGAAGUCCGACCGGCUGCAGAGAAAGCCGAAGGGAAACUGUCGGAGCCAUCACCUUCCCGGGGCGGCCGAGCUCGCCGGCGACGGCGGACUUGCCCGACAAGAUCAUAGUGAAGAAAGCGCGGGCUAUCAAAUCCGGUCCCAGGAUCUAUGACUUGACGAAAAGUCCCCGCGGCCUCUGUGUGAUAUUCAACAAUCGCACCUUCCCGGGCUUCAGGGAGAAGGACAGGCUCGGCUCGGAGUUUGACGUAGAACGGAUGCGUAUUCUUUUCGAGGCGUUCAAUUUCACAAUCGAGAUUCACAGGGAUCUUCCAUCUGGCGAGAUGCUGUCCCGGCUCGCGGAAUACGCUGACGGGGCCGCGCACGAGGGCCAUCAAGCCUUCGUUCUCAUUCUCAUGUCGCACGGCGGGCUCGAUCACAUUUAUGGCAGUGACUACAAUGCGGUCAAUCUACAGGACAUCUUCGAGAUGUUCAACAACUUCAAUUGUCCUGGCCUUCGAGAGAUCCCUAAAUUAUUCUUCAUCCAGGCCUGUCGAGGAGACCUGCCGGACAACGGCACGUCUGCGCGGGAUCGAUCGACGUGCUCCGCCGACGGAGACCAAGUUCAGAGCGACGCGGGUGCGUACCUUGAUCGGGGCGAUUCAGGUCUUGGCAAUAUUUUCCCACUCCGGUCGCGGCGGAUUUCUUGCUGGUCCGAUAUUUAUAUCGCGUACGCAGUUGUCGGAGGUUAUGAAUCCUUGAGAGAUCUCAGAUCGGGGAGCUGGUUCUUGAAAGCAGUUUUUGACGUCAUGGCACGUCAUGCUCACGCCGAGGAUCUCGACACGCUGAUGGAACGUGUUUCGGAAAGGGUUUUAGAGAAAGUUCGCACAGAUGGUCAGAGACAGUGUCCGGAAGUGACUAAGAUCGGAUGGAGGAAAAAACUUUUCUUCAAUCCAGGCCUGUCGGAGUAG
Messenger RNA from Galendromus occidentalis (western predatory mite), 1377 nucleotides. Its product is annotated as caspase-7-like. The transcript has a single exon. Gene Ontology annotation, molecular function: cysteine-type endopeptidase activity. NCBI's taxonomy places the organism in Eukaryota, Metazoa, Arthropoda, Arachnida, Mesostigmata, Phytoseiidae. Bases 1 to 1377 code for a protein of 458 amino acids. Gene Ontology annotation, biological process: proteolysis. The record is from RefSeq and is a predicted model, not a curated record.